Molecule: messenger RNA, 1800 nt
Organism: Raphanus sativus (radish)
Lineage: Eukaryota; Viridiplantae; Streptophyta; Magnoliopsida; Brassicales; Brassicaceae
Exons: 10
Coding region: 137-1669 (510 amino acids)
Biological process (GO): DNA recombination; DNA replication; DNA repair
Cellular component (GO): nucleus
Molecular function (GO): DNA binding
Source: RefSeq, a predicted model, not a curated record
UAUAUUCCAAAAUUUAAAACUAAAUCUGCGAUUUAAUGAAAAUCAUUUAAUAGUAUCUCUCCCGUUUCCUGAAGAUCUAUAUAUACCUAUACUCUAUCAACCUAAAAUCGUAUCAUUCGACACAGAAACUCUAAAAAUGACCGAAAUUACUACCUUUGCGCCUCUCACCAAACUUCGUCCAUUCAAGACCAACUGGAGAGUUCAAGUGAAGUGCUUACAUUCUUGGAGGCAGAACACAAGUUAUGGGGACACAUUUGAGAUGGUUUUAGCCGAUCAAUGGGGAAACAAAGUUCAAGCCACUUGCAAAAGGACACACAUGUAUCGUGUUCAACGUGAGAUCCCAGUGGGAAAAUGGGGAGUGAUUGAAAAUUGUCAAAUGAAUCCAGCUGGUGGCCAGUUUCGAGCAACACGCCAUCCAUACAAGAUGAGUAUAUUAGAUGAUACUGUGGUCAGAGGUUCGAGUUUAAGUGAUGAUCGGAUAUUCCUUUCUCUUGAGGAUUAUGAAAAGAUUGGAUCCAAAACCCAAAAAGAAAUACCCUACCUUAUAGAUGUUAUAGGUAGAAUUCAUGAGCUUGGUAAUGUAGUUACUGUCAAAGCUCAAGGAGAAGACAUAAAAAGGGUGGAAUUUCGAUUAAUGGACUCACAAGGAAAUGAUCUGCUAUGUUGUCUUUGGGGGCCUUAUGCUGAGCAAAUUGAAGCUUUCAUUGACAAAUACAACGAAACCCCUGUUGUUUGUUUGUUAAGGUUUGCGAAAAUUAACUUCUUCAGAGGAGAGGUACAAAUCACAAACGCCUUUAGUGCAAGUGUUCUGCACCUCAAUCCAAAUGAACCUGAAGUGUUGGAGUUAACAGAGAGGCUGUCAAAUGAUCAUUUACAACUUGCUCCUGUUGAGAAUUCGACUGGAAAGAAGGUAGGUAAACGCAUUCAAUAUGACUGGAAUGAUGCUGAGAUCAAACCGAUUUCAGAGGUCCUUGCCUCGAAUCAGGUGGGGAUUUGCAAGAUCAUUUGCUCAAUCGAAUCAAUAGACACUGAUUAUGCUUGGUAUUAUAUUGGGUGUAAUCGCCAUAAAAAACGUGUCAAUAAGCUGCCAAAGAUUGAUUAUGAAGUGUUGACAGUGAAAGACAAACCAAUGUUUCGCUGUGAGAUUUGCAAUGCUAAUGUGACUCAUGUUGCACCCAUGUUCAAACUUCAUAUGGUAGUGAAAGAUGAUUCAGAGACAUGUAAUGUAAUGUUACUAGGCUCUGUUGCAACUUCUAUCAUUGGAAGUAAAGCUGAAGAACUAUGGGAUGGUUCUUAUGCAGAGAUAGAAGAUCCAGAGAUACUACCAGAACCUAUCAUUGCUUUGCUGGGAAAAUCUUUCUGUUUUGGUGUGUCUAUAAAUUCUGAUAAUGUCACAAGUGGAUCGUGCACCUUCUUGGUUUUAGAGGUAUCUGGUAGUGAUAAAUUACUAAGUAUUGAGACUAAUUCGGAGGCAAUUACUGAUGUGGGAACAUCUUCAUCUACUAUGUCAUCUGGUGCUGUGAUGAUGUUGGACUCGAUUUCAACUGAAGACCCUAAAACUCCCUAUUCAAAGCGCAAAGAAGAUGAUGCAGAUCUACAAGAACAAUCAUCUACCUCCAAAAAACUUUGUUCUAAACAGAUCAAGCAGGAAAAGGCAAAGACAGAAUGAUCAGAAGAGUUUACUAGAUGAAAUGAUCUGUUAUGUUGCUUUGAAGAUGUUUUCUUUUUAUUUUUGCAUUUUCGUUACUUUUUAUGUUUUGCAAUGCUGGAUUUUCUUUUCAUUGUUUUUGUUAGAGUGUU